AUGGGUGGCAUCGAGCAAUCAUAUUCGCCUUUCCGACCGCUGGACAAACCGAAGCGAAUGCGUACCCAUCACAAUCUGCGGAUCCUCCUGAUUGUGGCAGUUUGUUGCACAGUAUUGCUGGUCCGCAGGACGGGAAUCUCACAGACACCCAACUCACAUGGCCUUCUACCAACCAAAGCCAUUGUCUCCCCACGCGACCAAGCUGCGAACUCAACGCUGGGCUUCGAGAAGAUUCUGACAGUUGCGUACAAGCAAAAUAACUGGCGAACCCGUGGCUUGAGGGCGGCAGCUAGCAUAACAAAUCUGAAUAUCGAUGUUCCAGAACAGCCAUAUAUCACGGAUGAAGAAGUCAAUGAUUUCUUGGCACAUUCAUCAGAACCUCACAGAAAUGAAAAAGGCACUGCCAGAGUGUGGAUGGCACACCGUGAUAUGCUCAAGCACAUCAUUAUGUCAAGCUUCUCUACAGCGUUGAUCUUAGAGGACGACGCAGAUUGGGACAUGAACAUACACAUUCAGUCGGCAUUACUAUCAAGUGCGAUCCGAAACUUGACGGAUACAAAGGCCGACGACAACUCACCUUAUGGAUCAGAGUGGGAGGUUCUCUGGCUUGGACACUCCGGCGACCAGUCCUUCAACACGGCUACACCUCACGUCGAAUAUGCUGAUCCGACGAUCUUGCCAUUUAAGACCUAUGCCUGGUGGACAAAAGCUUUUCUAGAGCAGUACAACAGAGCGGGCCAUCGGUCUGUGCAAUGGCCAAUAGAGCCAACCGGGCUUAUUGCGUACGCCGUCAAUACUGGCGUUGCCCAGAAGAUCCUACGUCACCUUGGUGAAGGCGGUCAUCAAGCCAUCGACCUUGAGCUUAGAUAUCUGUGCCAGUACCAUAUUCUGAGAUGCUUUAUUGUCAACCCAGAAAUUGUGGGAAUGUAUGAGCCGAAAGCUGAGCUUGGUUACGUCAGCCCUAACAACGAGGGUAAUGGCCAAACUCUAUCGAAGGUGGACGAAGCUUUUGAGAAGGUGAAGGGUGCCACAAGAAACGUCAAAGAUAGUGCGAGAUGUGCUGCUCUGUUCGGCAGUACCUGCCAACCUACAGUGUCCGAAGCCUGA
Molecule: messenger RNA, 1107 nt
Organism: Lithohypha guttulata
Lineage: Eukaryota; Fungi; Ascomycota; Eurotiomycetes; Chaetothyriales; Trichomeriaceae
Exons: 1
Coding region: 1-1107 (368 amino acids)
Source: RefSeq, a predicted model, not a curated record